CUUGUAUUUUGCUUUAAUAUUCUUGCAAUCCUGUAAUCCAGAAUUGCUAAAUAGUCUUCUAUUUCCCGUAUCUAUUUGUGGUGUCUCUUCCUACUUAUAUUGAAAUUUGACUUUUUUAUUCUUAACUCUUUUCUUCAGCUCAAGGUUUUACAUUUUAGUGACUCUUCACACAGUUUUUCUUUCCUUACCUAGAAAUGGACUCAAAAAUCAAGGAAGAAAUCCCUGUGCAUGAGGAAUUCGUUUUGUGUUGUGGAAUUGAAACCCAGGUCCUGAAAUGUGGGCCCUGGACUGACCUCUUAAGUGAUCAAGGUGCCAAUAGGCCUAAGGUGCUUAUUUUCAUUAUUACUGGUAACCCAGGUUUAACUACAUUUUAUUUGCCAUUUGCAAAGGCUUUGUACUCUUUGAUAAAUGGACGUUUUCCAGUUUGGAUUAUCGGUCAUGCUGGGCAUUCUGUCGCCCCCAGAGAUAAAAAGAUUCGUGCAGCCUCAGAUGAUUCAAAUACUCAAGAAAUUAAGGACAUCUAUGGACUCCGUGGUCAAAUAGAACACAAACUAGUUUUCCUGAGAACUCAUGUGCCAAAGCAAAUAAAACUUGUGUUAAUUGGCCAUUCAAUUGGCUGCUAUAUUUCCCUUCAGAUGUUGAAAUAUGCUCCUGAGCUUCCAGUGUUUAAAACUUCAAAAACUACAUCGAAAAGGAUGCUAGCAUGUUUGAAAUAAUAUUAUUAUUCUAUAAACAUAAGGAAGAAAAUACUCAUUUCUGUGUUUUUCACCAUCUAUUAACUUAAUCACAGAUCUGUCCUUUUGGCUUUUGUUUGUUUUUUGCUCCAAAUCCAUUCUGCAUGUAAGGUAUGAUUUCUCUUGUGUAUAUUUGAAAACAGUCGCUCAAUGCCUUUGCUUUGAAUCCCUCUCUAUUUGGGCUUGCAUUCACAAUGUCUGUUGAGAAAGAAGUACAAUGCAUUUUAAAGACUAUGUAGUUUCUUCUGCUUCCUCAGCUUUCUAACUUUCUAAUUACUGUACUGCUCGACUUUCAGGUGUUCCUGCUCUUGCAGGAAUAGUGGUGAAAAGGAAAAAGAAGAUGAAACAUGAGCUUAACCUAGUGUAUUUGUGGAGACAUAACUCAUGUUGUGAUUAUAGUUUUCAGAGAGACAUGCAAAACCACGUUUUAUCUUCUUAAAAAGGGUAUGUUCUAGAAAAUAACGAGUGCUAUAAAUUGUCCAUAAAGGUCGUUUUUUUGGGGGGAAGGUGGGGGAAGGAAGGUGAACAUCUGUAUGAUUUUUAUUAUUCAAAAGCUUUAUCUGGUUUCAAUUAACUCUGCAUUGUUGAAUCUCUGUCUGUCUCUCUCUCUCUUUACACACCUGGGCCAGUCAAUAUUGGUGGUGUGAUCCCUGCCGAAGUGUUGAAAUUUCAGUGUCUCUGGGCUAGUGUAAGACGGCGCAGUGCCUGCACGCCUGAAGUUAGCAUGACAUGCUCCAUUUAAGAUGCAUUUAGCAAUCAAAUAAGUUUGUGUAAGGCACAGAGUUGCGAUCCAUAAUCAUUUUGCCAAAAAUAAGUUAGCUGUUAUGUUUUAUAAUGUAUGAAGUGUGAUAAUGAGAAACUUGUGCUUUUGUCUCUUCUGUUAUUUUUACUGGACUUUUUGGCUCCCAUAAGAUUUUUAGCACAUAUGUGUAGUUUAGUAGUGGGUUUAUUUGGUUUUAUUUUGGUUUGGUUCUUUGCAAUAUUUGUGUUACUAAUUAUGGGAACCUUUGUCUUAGGAUCAUUUUAAGAGGUGUUUAUUUCAUAUGUCGAAUAUAUUGUCUGACCUGUGUUUUAAGAUAAUGGAAAAUUAAUUGCCUCUUUAAAAAAUCUGGCAUUUAAAAAUGUUUUUUUUUAUUUCUUUAAGCAAUUAGGUGCCUGUGAUUUGAAAAUGUUUCAGAUAUUUUGACAGUAAUUUCCAGAAUAGAAAUUUUAAAAAGAAGCUUGAGAAAAUAGACAUUUGAAAGUCUGUUAAAUAGGAACUGUCAUGACUUAUAAUAAUAAAUACAAUUUAUUUUUUGACUCAUAGGAACUUAGAACAGAGAUGGGCUCUGGAGACAGUCUGGUCCCAUCUUUCAUGUCACAGAUAAGAGCUGAGAGAAGGGUGCCUUGCCAGGAUUCAGCCUUGGCUCAGUCUGAAUCCUGGCUGGGGUACAGUUAUAUUAGCUGUGGGUAUAAAAAGAAGGUAUCUGAUGUUUCAACCUUUGGAUGAUGGCAGAGGCUACAGGUAGUAUGGUAUUUCCCUGCAGUAUACACAACUAGAUUCAUGUGUUAUUCAUUAUGUUACAGUUUAAAAAAUGAGAGACCCCGUGAAUCUUUUAGCAAUUUCGGGGAGCAGGGAACAGGAGCAAAAAAGUAGUAGUCUUAUUCCUAGUAUCCAGAAUCUUCUCUGUCUCAUCAUCCGUGCUCAUAUGUUUGAAAUGUACCAUCUGAUUUUGCCAGUAAGUCUUUUGCAUAAAGCUCAAGAUUUGAGAGUUGGAAACCCUUGAUUCUUACCUGGGCUCGGCAGUGAGUCAUGGGGUGAAUGUCAAGUAAUUAGAGUUACUUUCCUCUUGAGAAUUUUAUAGCAUUUGAUGAUAAUACUUAACCCCAUUCCAUGGAUCUUAGAUCUUUCAAAAGCUUGAUUUUUUAUAUUAUUUGGCUUUCCUUGGGGAAAAUGCACAAUAACAGAGUUUCCUUUUUCUGUUCUGGUUGGCAAAAAUAUCUUCUUUCUAAAUGAAAUUUCCAGAUUACAUAAACCCACUCCCUUAAGCUCUAGACUAUUUUUAUCCAAUUGGAUAAAAACUUGUCUAAAAUAUAUUAUUGACUUACCUGUCUUCAACAAUCCAUAUUGAUUAUAAAGAAAUUUUUUUCUUAAUAAUUCAAGGGCAUCAUUUUGAUAGUGUUAUUAUGUUAGAAUAAAGUGUAGUCAAAGGGUUUUGCCUAUGUCUGUAAAUUUCUUGGGUAGUAGCGGUUUUCAUCUUUAAAUUUCUUAUGUCUUUUUUGUAGUUUUCCUGUGUCCUCCCUCAGUUUUAGAUGCCACUUCUCUUUUCUAAUUCUAAUUCAUUGCUGCUAAUUAGCUGUGAGUAGGGAAAACAUAAACAUGUUACAGUUCUGUCUCAAGUAAGAAUAAACAGGUCCUAAGUAAAGAUAACCAAACCCACUGCUGUCGAGUCGAUUCUGACUCAUAGCGACCCUACAUGAAGAUUAAAAAAAAAAUAAACCUAGUUGCUGUUGAGUCUAUUCC
Molecule: messenger RNA, 3237 nt
Organism: Trichechus manatus latirostris (Florida manatee)
Lineage: Eukaryota; Metazoa; Chordata; Mammalia; Sirenia; Trichechidae
Gene: LDAH
Product: lipid droplet associated hydrolase
Exons: 4
Coding region: 195-716 (173 amino acids)
Biological process (GO): lipid storage
Cellular component (GO): lipid droplet
Molecular function (GO): lipase activity
Source: RefSeq, a predicted model, not a curated record